AUGGAUUUGGAGACCUUUUUACAAGUUAGAGAACAAGAACUUGUGGGCAAUGGGAUAAUGAUACUUCUGAUACCUGCUGCUCAUGAUGUGAUUGAUUUUAGUGUGGACUUGUAUGGUGGAAAAGAUUAUGAAGUUUUGGGAAGCUGUCUAAUGGACAUGGCGAAACUGGGACUUAUAAGUGAAGAAAAAGUGGACACUUUUAAUGUGCCCACAUAUUUUCCACGGCUGAAGGAUCUGAAGAAAAUGCUUGAGAGUAAUGAAGAUUUGAGUGUGGAGAAAAUGGAUCCAUUAGAUGGCAAUAACUUGGUAAUUGAGCCGAACUUAGGCAGACAUGUCUCUCAAUGCCGAGCUGCUUUCGAAGUGCUAAUUGGGAAGCACUUUGGUGAUGGAAUUGUUGAUGAAUUUUUUGAUCGCUUUGCUCAGAAACUUAUGAAAUCCCCACAACUCAUGAUGUAUCCCCAGAAGCUCAAACUUGUCAUGCUUUUUGUUGUUCUCAAGCGCAAGAUGUGA
This is a messenger RNA of Neltuma alba, 510 nucleotides long. RefSeq names its product probable S-adenosylmethionine-dependent methyltransferase At5g38100. Gene Ontology annotation, molecular function: methyltransferase activity. The coding region runs from base 1 to 510 and encodes 169 amino acids. The record is from RefSeq and is a predicted model, not a curated record. The transcript is spliced from 2 exons. Lineage: Eukaryota; Viridiplantae; Streptophyta; Magnoliopsida; Fabales; Fabaceae.